AUGAAACAGAUUUUAAGGUCACUUAAGAAAUAUCUAAAUAGGUUAAUAGAUUUUUUCAAAAACUUACAAUCAUCAACACGCGUUUCUUCAAUAACAGAUUCUAUUUCAGCAAAUCAUAAAAAUAUUGAUAUGGUAUUUUCGAAUGGAUUCACAAUCACAAUUAAAACCCCAUCAUCUAAACAAACAAAAUCUUUAUUAAAAAAACAUCUCAUAAAAUUGGAAGGAGCGUUUGAUCUGUAUUUUGAAUUAAUAAAAAUUAAUCUAACCGAAGAAUUGUCUAAAGAGUUUUCAUAUGAGCUGGCUUAUAUUGCUGCUAAAGCUUGGAGGGACUCAAACGUUCACUUUCGUGAAAACUUUGAAGAAUUAUAUUAUGAAUUAGAUUUAAAUGAUACAUAA
Molecule: messenger RNA, 396 nt
Organism: Funneliformis geosporum
Lineage: Eukaryota; Fungi; Glomeromycota; Glomeromycetes; Glomerales; Glomeraceae
Source: the annotation of a GenBank genome assembly